CGCCCGCGGCCUCGCGGCCAGUCGCAGCAGCAGCCCGGCCCGCCUGCCGCGCGCGUUCCGCCCCUCUCCCGAGAGCUACGCGGAGACGGAGCAGAGGCCUCGUGCCGUAACGGCCAUCGCGGCGGCCGCGGCGGCAUCCCGGUGCCCUCCUCAGAAUAAGCAUAAGAUGGGAAACAUUUUCUCAGUCGUCCUCAAUUGCUGUCCCUCUUGUAGAUGCUGACGUUGCUGAAAGAUGGCAGAAGAGGUGGUGGUAGUAGCCAAAUUUGAUUAUGUGGCCCAACAAGAACAAGAGCUGGACAUCAAGAAGAAUGAGAGGUUAUGGCUUCUGGAUGAUUCUAAGUCCUGGUGGCGAGUUCGAAAUUCCAUGAAUAAAACAGGUUUUGUGCCUUCUAACUAUGUGGAAAGGAAAAACAGUGCACGGAAAGCAUCUAUUGUGAAAAACCUAAAGGAUACCUUAGGCAUUGGAAAAGUGAAAAGAAAACCUAGCGUGCCUGAUUCUGCAUCUUCUGCUGAUGAUAGCUUUGUUGACCCAGGUGAACGUCUCUAUGACCUCAACAUGCCUGCUUAUGUGAAAUUUAACUACAUGGCAGAGAGAGAGGAUGAAUUAUCAUUGAUAAAAGGGACGAAGGUGAUUGUCAUGGAGAAAUGCAGUGAUGGAUGGUGGCGGGGUAGCUACAAUGGACAAGUUGGAUGGUUCCCUUCAAACUACGUAACUGAGGAAGGCGACAGUCCUUUGGGUGACCAUGUGGGUUCUCUGUCAGAGAAAUUAGCAGCAGUUGUCAAUAACCUAAAUACUGGGCAAGUGUUGCAUGUGGUACAGGCUCUUUACCCAUUCAGCUCAUCCAAUGAUGAAGAACUUAAUUUUGAGAAAGGAGAUGUAAUGGAUGUUAUCGAAAAACCUGAAAACGACCCCGAGUGGUGGAAAUGCAGGAAAAUCAAUGGAACGGUUGGUCUGGUGCCAAAAAACUAUGUUACCAUUAUGCAGAAUAAUCCAUUAACGUCGGGUUUGGAACCGUCACCUCCACAGUGUGAUUACAUUAGGCCUUCACUCACUGGAAAGUUUGCUGGCAAUCCAUGGUAUUAUGGUAAAGUCACCAGGCAUCAAGCAGAAAUGGCAUUAAAUGAAAGAGGGCAUGAAGGUGAUUUCCUCAUUCGUGAUAGUGAAUCUUCGCCAAAUGAUUUCUCAGUAUCACUAAAAGCACAAGGGAAAAACAAGCAUUUUAAAGUCCAACUAAAAGAGACUGUCUACUGCAUUGGGCAGCGUAAAUUCAGCACCAUGGAAGAACUAGUAGAACAUUACAAAAAGGCACCAAUUUUUACAAGCGAACAAGGAGAAAAAUUAUAUCUUAUCAAGCAUUUAUCCUGAUACUGCUGACCAAAAGCGACUGCUACAUAGCUGUAAUUUGUCAUAUAAUUGAAGACUGAGAAAAUGUCCAAUCAUGCUUGUUUGGAAAUUGCUGUUUCUAACUCCAUAUGAGAAUUGACUAUAAUACCUAAGUAUUUUUAUUAUAACUCAGCCCCUACAUAUAUAUUGCAUAUACAAAGCAUCUGCAUAGAGCAAUUCCUUAUCCUUGGUUUUCUGUUGCUGUUUUCUUUGCUGUUUUUCUGUUUGCUUCUAAUAUUAAGGUUUUUAUUUUGAAAAAUUAUGUAGAUCAAAAAUCUUUAUAUGGAAGAAUUUCUUUAUUGCCUUUAUUUCUUUGUAAGGGUGCCAUAUUAGCCACUUCCUCAGUGGUCUCUCUUCAGAUAAAAUUAUAUUGAUAUGCUCAAAUAAAUUUCUUGAAGAGUGUUAAUCUUUUCUGCAACUAAAUAGCAAUAAUAAAUGUUAAAUUAGAUAUUAUUUUCAGGUAUUGUAUUUGUUAAAAGCCAUUGUAAAUACCAAGUAUGUUGUGUCUGCCAUUUUUUAAAAUUCAUCCAUUGUCUUCAGUGUAAAGCAAAACAAGUUGGACGUAAAUUAGAAAACAUAUCUUGUGCAAUUUUAAUUUACAACUGUUGAAAACAAAGAUUUCUGAAUUAAAGUUUUUUUGGUGCUUUCUCAUCUGCUUAUUCAAGACAACAAAGCAGUUUUUGAGAUAGUUAGUUUUUCAGACUGUAAGUGGAUGCUCUUAUUUUUUUCCCCCCCUGGUAUUACUUUACCAAAGCAUCUUGUAUUAUGAUAUGUUGUAUCUGUGCCAUUGUGAAAAAAGCUAUGACCAAAUUUUGGGGAAGUAGGAGGCAAUGAGAUACUUGGUCUCCCCCACCUAGCCACUACACAUGCAUAAUUAUCAGGCAUGGUAUUUCUAUUAUUUCCAUUUCCUCCUUUCAACUUAGAGUUUUGUUGACUGGGACACUAACAUCGAUGUUUACCUGAAAAAAAGAUGGAAUGUGCUCAUGAUUAGAGAAAAUUAUUUUUUAAAUCUAUCUUUGCAGGUACUUCUACAUUUUUGUUUACCAAGUAAAAGUUUAGGUGUAUGGAUGAAAGGCUACUGUAGAAUUUGCUUCAGUAGGUCACAGAAGAAAACCAACUGGUAUUUUAUGGCCACAGCUUUUCUCCCCAUUAUUAAUUCUGAAGACUUAAAUUUAACAAAGUAACCUUCAGUAUUUGAGUUGAAAAUAUUUAUUGAAACCACAUCAUUUACUAAACAGUAGGAAGUCAUAUGGCAUUUUCAAAAAUUUCCCCAGUGCUGCAAUUAAUUUUUCCAUUCUUUAAUAUGUUAUAAACAUUUAGUAUACCAGAAUUACUGAUGUUAAGAUUGAAAAUGUCUAAUUUCAUGAGAUUCUGAUUUAGCGGGGUGGGGGGGUGUUAAUUUGUUUUAUUUUUUUCUUUAAAUCUUGAAAUUAUUUAAACUUAUAUUGCCACUGGGUGGCAGCCCUGGUUUCUCCCAUUAAGCACAAAAGUCAGCAAAUACAAUUAAGAGAUUGAUGUACAAUUUUUCAUCUUCAUUACAUCUGCUUUUAAAGCCUUUCAGUUCAUAUUUCAUUAUUCUCAGUCCCCCUUUGUUUAUUAAGAUGAUUAUUAGUAGAUAAGUUUAAUGGAAAUAAAAGUCAUGUAUGCUUACCUUUUUUUGCUGUAAAAUCAUUUUAGUGUAAGUUGAAGAAAACAGCUGUAAAGUGGUUGUAAAAUGACUAGGUAGUAAACAUAUUUCUAUUUAAUCUUAAACAUUUGAUGCUUGCUUUUUGUUUUCCAUCUCUUUUUGUCCUGUCUCAUCCCUGUCCCUCCCCUGCCCAUCUUCCUUAUAAAAAAUAAUGGAUGUUUUUUGAAAAUGGAGCAAUUAAUACUUUGCAUCACAGACAUGAGCUUCCCUGGCAAACCCCACUGAGCUGAUGUUAAGGAUUUUGAGAAAGUAGCUAGGAAUGGAGUAGCACUGGGAGCAGAAUGCGUAUUUAUAUCUCUAUGUCAUGAUUUUAAGAAGCACUGCGUUUACUCAUGUUCUACAAGGCAAAAUAGAAGGGCAUCUGAUUGUCCAACAAAACAAAACUUCAACAGCAUCCAGGAGGGCAUGCAGGCAAACCAGACUAGAUAGACACUCUUUUAUUUGUUGAAAUCAGACCAGAGAAAACCACCUCCACACAAAUAUAAAAGGUAUCACCGUUAAUCUUUUCUCUUUCUAUUGAUGUAGCAUUUUUGUUCUAAUUACCUGUAUCAUGUUUUUUCUCCAGUCCUUCCUUUAGUCCAUUUCCUGUGAUGUGUAUAGGUGGGCUGCAAAUCCCAGGGAGGUGAGCCAAUAAUAACUCUUAUUGCUCUUACACUGUUGUGUGCUCUUCUUAUGGGAUGAAAACUUUACUGGGAACUACUUAAUUUUGUACUUCAAUAUUUUAUAUAUGUUUUAAAAAGUCUUAAACCAAUCUUUACACCAAUGGAUGGCUUUUUAAGCUUGAAUUUUGCCUGAAACAAUUUUCUUAAGAACUAGAACAACCUUAGGAAACAUCUACAUUGCUAGCUAGUAUCAGGACUUGUAUCAAAAACCAAGUUUCCUUAUUCCCAGCCUGGUACACUCUGUCAUGACACAGUGCCCUCUGUAUGCUAGCAUUUAGACUAGGAGAGGCCUGGAAAGAGCAGUAUUUAAGAAAUUUUCAGCAUGUGAGAUGUUUAGCUAUCAGUUUAAUACACAUAACAUCCACAAUCCUGUCCAAUCCAUUUCUACAAAUAAUUUCUCCAAAAUCAAGAUUUUGGAGAACUUUAUGCUCAAUGAAAAGCUGUUGCUGCUGUGUCUAAUGUUUGGACUUAAAUUCUUAGGGCACAGCUGAAUAUAUAUUUACACAUGUGUUACACAUCUUUCACCAUACACAGUAACAUGUACAUCUGGCACUGUUAAAGACUGUCACAGAUACAUCACAUCACAAAAGAGGCUAAGUGCAAUGCACUGCCAUUGCUGGAGGAAUAAAAAGGCCUAGCAGAUGAGCAACUAGGGUUGUUAGAAUAAGGUCAUCCUUAUAUGGCUACAUAUAUAUCUGUUGUCUGGGUACGACUUUGUAAGAGUAGGAAAAGGCGCCUCUUCCCCCAAGACAAGCCCUGCACCUUCCCUUGUUGAGAAGUCCAAAUUUCCCCACCAUUUUGUCCAUAUUCCCUGUGCAGGAUACAACCAAGUAGGAAUACGGUUUAACCCUCACAGUGCUUCAGAAAGUAAUUGUUAACAUUUAAAAACAGGGUGAUUUCACAUUAAGAGUUCUGAAAAGUGAGAAGCUGAUAAUAAUUGGAGUUGAAUUCCCACAAGGCAACUAUUGGAUGGAACCUAGUAUGGGAGCGAUACCCUAAUUUUUUUUUUACCAAUGCACAUGGUGAAAACAAUUCAAACUAAGUAUGUCUCCUCAUUCUUACCCCCUAGUUCACAUUUCCAAAUGCACUAUUACAUAUUAUGUGUUUCUCCUGAAACAUGGAGAGCUUUGGGUUUGGAAUCUGGAAACUAAUUUUUCAGAAACACUUCAGAUGCAGUGUCCAAAUCAAUGAAUUAAGAAUGCAGCAUUACAGUGCAGUUUAUCUUUUCCACUUAGUAUUUUGGUAGAAGAUAAAGGGGGUCCUUUGUGACCUUGUAUUUGCUUAUAUCUUAUAACUGUUUACAAAUGUCUUCACAACUGUAGUUACUUCCUCCUUAAAAGAUGUUUGAUACAGGAUAAGUGACAUCUUGUUUUAUGUUCUGAACAGCAUUCAGUGGACUUCUUAAAAAAUGUCACAUUGCUGCUUCUAGGGAAAACCAUUAUUUGAUUUUAUUGGAAAGCAAGGUAGGAAGCUCCUCUUUUCUGAUAAGCUGGUUCUGUUUGUUUAGCAAGUUUAUGACUCAACUUAUUUUAUAUGACUCAACUUGUCAUCUAAACACAGAGCAGCAGAUUGUGCAUACUCCACACCCGAAUUUCUUGCUGUUACAUGACUAAACCAAGUAACCAAGGACCUAAAAUACAUUUUUCUAGUUUACUAGUGAGGUGUUCUUUUGAUCCAGAAGUACACACAGUUUUCUGAGACUUGUUUAUUUAAUGAAUAGAACCAAAAUAGGGCUUCGUGAGGCUUGGAAGCAUUUCAGUUAUCACUGGCCAUCUUUAGAGAGGUCUUAAACCAAAGUGUCUUUUUGAGAGUAUUUUUGCUGGCCAGAGCACUUUCAUUAUCUCAGAUAUUUCAGAAUUGGCCUGAUGCUUAGCACAAACAUUGACCUACGAACCUGGCUGAUUUUUUAAUGCUCCCAUCCAAAUUAGUUUUUCUAGCUGUUUUUAAAGCUCAGGAAAACUGAUCUCAGUAUUUUGAAAUAACGUGCAAAUCUUAUUUGUAAUUAGAACUACAGAAGACAAAAGUACUCAAUUUCCAUGUUUUCUUGUACCUCAUGGAAUGUUGAUGACUUUCAAACAGGAAACAAAUACUGUAAAAAAGGUAUUUAACAUAUUUAGUUGGUUUAAAUAAGUCUGUGGACUCAGUAAUUUGUAUAUUAAGACUAUGUAGAAAAUUUAGAGAUAGCCCUUGGGAAACUGUGGAGAUGGCUAGAUUCCAGAAUGAGACUUCAGUGUUGUCUACUUUAGGCUAAACACAGAAUUGUUAUUAAAUUGAUAUUUUUUGAGUCCUUAACGGAAGAAAUUAGUAAUCCCUGAAUAAGCAUCUUUUCUAGGAGCAAGAAAUGCCAAAAACUUGCUGUUUGUUAAGUUUUCUAGACUGUAAGAGGAAUGCUACAGAGCAAAUACUGGUUGCAUCAGGGCAUAUUGUGCGAAUCACUUGGUGUCAAGAUGGGAAAAAUAUUUUUGAACUGCUCUGUCUUUGUGUAUGAUUGUGCUUGUAUGUUUAGCUUUUGGAGAAAUUUAUCCAUUGUCCAACAAACUUCAGAUCCUGGAUUGCUCAGGUGCCAGACUGUCCUAACUUAGAAAUAUAAUAAUGAAAAAAAUGGACACAGUUGUCCAAGAGCUAUCAUAAAACUUAAAUAUCUAGUGAUGUAAUGCCUAAGGAAGUGCUCUGAAGGAAAAUUAGAACAGGUUGAGGGGGUUGGAGAGUGAGAAUGGGUGUUAGUUGAUAUAGGAUGAUCAAUGGAGGCCUCUGGUAAAACUGACCUUUGAGUACAGUGUGUAUAAUAGGAUCACUGCUAACUAGAAUUAAACCAGUGGUUGAAUGAAAAUACAACAACCAAAAUUCUUCAAAAAUAAUGUUGGUCUUCACUAUUACAGAUCGUUUUUUUCUGGCUUUCAAAGUUUCGUUUAAUUAAAUGGUAAUUGUUUUACUUAAA
This is a messenger RNA of Manis javanica (Malayan pangolin), 6671 nucleotides long. It is a transcript of the gene NCK1, whose product is annotated as NCK adaptor protein 1. The record is from RefSeq and is a predicted model, not a curated record. NCBI's taxonomy places the organism in Eukaryota, Metazoa, Chordata, Mammalia, Pholidota, Manidae. Gene Ontology annotation, cellular component: cytoplasm. Gene Ontology annotation, molecular function: receptor tyrosine kinase binding; ephrin receptor binding; signaling adaptor activity. Gene Ontology annotation, biological process: negative regulation of PERK-mediated unfolded protein response; positive regulation of endoplasmic reticulum stress-induced intrinsic apoptotic signaling pathway; positive regulation of translation in response to endoplasmic reticulum stress.